AUGGAAGUUACUCCUUAUGUCCCCUCGGAGUACUCACUGCCAAAAACAGAAUAUGAUCCGCAUCGAUUACCACCGAUCCGCUCAGGUGACUUAGUUUCAAAAUCGGACGAAACACCAAUUUAUACAGUUAAUAACAACCGUUAUGCAUUGCCGCCAUCGAAUAUUCUUCGAGCCAUAUCCGAUCAGCAAAGUGGUGAAAUCGACUCAUGGCCAGCAAAUGCUAGCGGUGGCAGUGGUGCUUUUAGAAACUUAGCAUUGACUAAUCAAGGUCGUCUAGUACACACGGGAGCAAGUUUACGCGGCAAAUUGGAUACAACACCUAAACCGAGAUUUUUAGCCAUUAUUGAAGAUUAUCUCUAUAGAGAAUUGAAAGCAUUGGGUGUAGAAGAUACCGUAGCAAAUGAAUCACGUUUACAAGUCUUUCGGGAAGUAUUUUCAACGAUCAUCGAUGAUUUUAAAACAUAUAAACCUCUUCUAUCAGCGAUUAAAAAUGAAUAUGAAAUUAUGUUAACACAUCUUAAUGAUAAAGUAAUAGAUCUUGAACCUCUUCGUCAACAAUUAGUUCUACUUAGUGAACAAUGUGAUAAAAAAUUAAUGCAAUAUCGUAAAGAAGAACGAGAAGAAAUAUCAUUAUUAAAAGAAGAAAAACGUCGUUUACAACAAACUAUUCGUCAAUUAACAAAUCAAAAUCAAAAUCUCGAAACAAAUAUUCAACGACUUCAAGACGAAGUGGCAAGUCAAUAUCAACUCUAUAGAAAAGAACUUGACGCAAGAAAAUUAUUAAUGAAUGAUGCCAAUGAUCUACGCAAUCAACAAGAAAAACGCAUCGAAGAUAAAGAAGGCAUUGAUGAACAAGGAAUGAAAAAAGAAGAUCCGAUUAUGAUGAGAAUCGCAUUGAAGCAAGCACGCAAAGAUCUUAAUGGAGCACUGGCAAAAAUAACGCAUAUGGAAGCUAAUUAUAAUGAUGUUGUUCCACGACGAGAUUUUGUUGCAUUAGAAGCUAAGUCGGGUGAAUGUCUUCAAAGAAUAAAAGAAUUACAAAUUGUUAACGAUAAUCAAAGCCAAGAAAUUGAACAACUUCGAACGCAAAAUGAAAAUAUCAAAGAAGAUAUUCAACGUUUACAACGUGAAAAAGAUGAAUUAAACCUGAAAAAUGAAAACAUUCAUGAUGAAAUGACUCCACGACCUUCAUGGAAUUUAGCCGGUGAAGUUAUUGAUGGUGGUGCUGAACGUUGGAUGAAUGUUUCCGUUAGUAAAACAAGCCAAGAAAAACUUGUUCUUUUGCUCAAUGAAUUUACUGGUGGCAACGAUGAUGAUGGCAGUGGAAAUCUGUCACAAACUACUACGAUACCAGAACAACUAUCGCCACGUGGCGAAGGUGAACAAGUUCCAUUUCAUUUACGUUCAUCUCGCGCUGUUAAAAAUCGUCGAUUAACACGACGUGAUGUUGCUGUUCUUAUUCAAGAGAUUUGGACCGAACGUCGUAUAUCAGACAAACAAGAUGGUCGAACAAAAAGUUUAUCGGAAUUUAUCUACGAAUUCUUUCGUAAUCGAUAUGGAAAUCAUAAUACGGCUGUUGAAAUGGGCUACAAUUUAGAUUAUUCAUGUAAACGAUUUAAAUACAAUGAGAAUUGUCAAUUAUUUUAUCAUAUUUUAUCUGGAGAAGCCGAUGAAGAUAUUUAUCAUUAUACAAAAAAUCUUAUUGAACAACUUGCUGAUCGUAUUAUUAAAGAAAGUGAAACACAUCCAAAUGGUACUGUUACAGCUGAUGCAUUUCAAAACAUGUUAGCAAAAUAUUUGCCGCAUAAAACACCAAGUGAUAUUUCUGAAUUGGUAGCUGCUACUGAAAAAGAACAACCAAAUACAGACCAACUUUCUGUAGCUAAGCUAUUUUCUGUCGAUGAUGAAGAUAAUUAUGGAGAAUUUAUUCGAGUCUUAAAACGACACUUAAAUGAAGAUAAACAAAGUUAUGUUCAUGAUGUAUCAGAAAAAAUCGAAAACUCAAGCUCGGUUUCUGCUAAAGAUCUGGAGCAAACACUACGCGCUAUUAAUCCUCAUAUUCAAACAAAUGAAUUGGCUCAUGUUGUUCAAUGGACCUUCGAAGCAAAAGACGGAAGCCAAAUACCAUCAAUGAGUGUCAAUGAUAUUUUACAACGCCUGCAAAAUGGUGUCUUCUUUCGACAACAUACUUUAGCAGCAUCAUAA
Molecule: messenger RNA, 2205 nt
Organism: Rotaria socialis
Lineage: Eukaryota; Metazoa; Rotifera; Eurotatoria; Philodinida; Philodinidae
Source: the annotation of a GenBank genome assembly